UAGCGUCGUGUAAGACACUAGCAAAUUUGUGUGGCCAACUGAUGGAGCCGUAAAUCCACGCAAGGGCUGCCCCACGGACGAACAACGACGACAGCCGACGCCCGGACGCCCCGCGACGCCGCCGCCGAGCGAUGAGCCUCGGCAGCUUACCAAGAGACGCCCUCGACGCCCUGGAGACCAUCGCCUCGAACCUGCAGAGGGAGCCGCACAAUGCAAAGUUCCGCACGCUACGAUUAAGUAAUGCGGCGGUGCAGCGUCGAUUAGGGUCCCACGCCGCGCGCGCGGCGCUCGCGGGUUUGGGCUUUGUUAAAAGAGACGACGCGAUGACUCUGGAGACGAUCGACAUGCGUGCCGUGGAGCGCACGCUCGCCGCCGUAAAGGCGGCCAAAAAUACUGAAGGUAUCACUUGGAACGUCGUCGACACGACGAUGCCGUCGCCGCCACCAAAACAAGCUUGGGGUACACAACGAUCGCCGUCCCCGAAAAAGCCGCCAAAGCCACGCGCACCCUUGGAUGCUGAAAGAAAUAGGGUCACGCGGCCCAAUACAAGCUGGGACGACGUCGUCGGUCUCGGUCAGGUGAAGACGGAGCUCCAGCAAAUAGCGAGAGAAAUGCAAGGAGGCCCGCGCUGGGAGGACCGCUUGAUACUGUUAUAUGGCCCGCCGGGCUGCGGCAAGGGUUUGCUGGCGGCGUGUCUGGCCACGGAGUGGGGCCGCGGCGAUUUGGUGACCGUGCACGGGGCCGAGCUACGAAGCGAGUUUUCCAGAAGCAAAUCAGAAGCCAAGCGCUUCUACGACCGAGCGAGGUCGUUGGCGCCUUGCGUGUUGUUAGUAAGGGGUCUGGAGCUGAACGACUGCGGCGACGCGUUGAUGGACCUGAAGGGUCCGGAUGACCGCGUGAUUGUUAUUGUGACAUGCUCCGUGCUCCCUACGACGCCAUCGCGGCGGCGCCGCGCGUUACGAUCGCGAGCCACUGAAGGGUUAGCGGCCUUCGACCAGCUGCUGAACGUGCCGAUGCCUUCUUCUUUUGAACGAUCAAGGUUGGUCGCGAGUUGUCUAUCAAGGUCGUCGGGCUCUGAUAGUCCGGCGCCGCCAUACGAUAUAGAUGUGGACGACCUCGCGGGGCAGAUGCUCGGGUUUGCACCCAGGGCUGUAGUAAGGGUGGUGGACGCGGCGCGUCGAAAUGCGAGUCGUCGGAAGCCGCGGGCUUCUGUCCUGGAGUCCGAUUUUGACAUGGUAUUGGACGCCGUGCCCUCCCUGGACACGCUCGCGCCGAACCGCGAGGCGUCGGACGGUUUGGUUUGUGACUGGGGCGACGCGUUGGCGUGGCGCGCGAUCACGCCGGCGGCCGAGCGAGCUUUGCGGGCGGCCGACGGCGACGAGUCGGAGGCCACGCCUGUCAAGCGGGGUAUUCGGUGACGGUAAUGAAUAUGUUUGUAUAGCGGCGAUGGCGUG
Molecule: messenger RNA, 1454 nt
Organism: Pelagomonas calceolata
Lineage: Eukaryota; Pelagophyceae; Pelagomonadales; Pelagomonadaceae
Source: the annotation of a GenBank genome assembly